CUACAACAUUCACACUCACAACCAAAUCGUGUCUUAUCUGCUUCUCAUCUUAACCCUGAAGUGCGAAUCAGAAGCUCUGUUCAAAACUGGUUAGAAUCCCCAGGGGCAAGUGUACUCUAUCGAAUCGCAGUCAUCGGAAGUUCAGUCUUCAGGGCGACAGGUAUCGACCAGGAUUUAAGAAGCUAGACAAGCUCAUGAGAGUGACAUAAGUUUUUAUUCACCGGUAUACCGGAAAACCGGUCAGAUGGACCAUAAUAUUUUGGUUUCCGAAUUACAAGCUUUGGUGCAAGAGACUAGAAGACGACAUCCGGAUGUGAAAGAUGCCGGAGAAACCGCUUUAGAAUCUCUCAAAUCGGGUCCUCUACCAAAGCCCGUCCCAUUGAAACAAGCAGAUAUCCUGCUCUCACCCAUCACACUCGGAUGUAAAACCAAAACCCCUAAAAUCAUCGGGAUCUCUCUGGCUGCAUUGCAACGUUUGGUCGCUCUUUCUGGAUUACCCACUGAACACCUUCCUGUGGUAUUACAGACUUUGACAAGUGUCUCGGGACAGGGAGUAGACAUACAAUUGAAGAUAUUACAAACUAUUUUGGCGGUCUUGACUUUCAAUAAAGAUGUACAUGACGAGGUGUUGGGCAGUGCCCUUUUGCUAUGCUUCAAACUUCAAGACUCCCGCGUAUCCGUUGUCUCCUCCACAGCUGCCGCCACACUCCGACAAGCCGUCAUGGUCGUUUUCGAUCGUGUCAGUACCGACGAAUCAUCCCCCUCUGUACAGCUAUCCCUACCCGGUGACCCCCAGGUCGACCUAACUUUGACUCAAUCCGCAAUGGAUACCUUCAGUAUCUUCUCCGACUUGUGCCUCCUCACGGCCGGUCACACCGGCUCAGGUCUGACCUUAUGGGGUGGAGGAGAGAAGGCGAAACCGAGAUUGCUCAAGCUCAGCACGUUGAGUCGGACUUUUGGUCUAGAACUUAUUGAGAGUAUUCUCAGUGGUUACGAGAGUGGGGUUAAACAGAGACCGGAGCUGUUACACGUCGUCAAAAUUUCACUCGACCCUUUGCUCAUAAAGCUACUUGCCGAUAAGCCCCCUUUCCCAGUCGCUCUCCGUCUCUGCCGUAUACUCUUCCUCCUCAUCCGCAGCUUCAUCAAUCAUCUUCCAAUCCAAGUCGAAUCAUAUCUCUCCACCCUCAUCCGUUUGGGCAUGGGCGACACCGAACAUGAAGAAUCGAAGAAAGAACAUGUACCACCUUGGCUGCGAGUCCUGGCUCUGGAAAUACUCCGUGGAAUAUGUGGUGAUGCAGCCUUACUGCAAGAUAUCUGGAUACAUUACGACCAACCGGGCGAACCGGGUCUUUUCGCCAAGCUUAUCUCUUCCCUUGGCAGACUGGUAAAUGAAAAACCUACUCUUCUCGGUAUCGGAACCAAAAUGCAAGGGCUAGGGGUUCCAGCAGUGGAAGGGCAUCACUCGAAUCCCGGAUAUCUUGACAUGGGCAUCGGCAUGGUGGCGUCAGCUGCCAGUGUGGGAGUCUCGACUGUCAGUUCCAUGAUAGGAGCCCAGGGCGCUGGUCUGGGACCUCAGUCAGCUAUGAAACUCAAACUGAUCGAACAACAUGACAAGGUGGAAGCUCCCCCCAUUCCGGAAACAUACAUCUAUCUACUUGCUUUACAAAGUGUAAACGCCGUCGCUGAAGGAAUUUUUGCCGUCUCAGGACAGACAUCGGAAACCCCACUGGCCAUCACAGGAUUGGCAGAGUCAGCCUGGCCUGCUCUGCUCGCGGCCCAGUCUUUCUGUAUCGCUACAAACCUUUCCGACUCUCUCUUCGCUGAAGUCCUCAGUGCUUUGCAAAACUUCACCAUUGCUUGUGGCGUUUUGAACCUUCGAACUCCCAGGGACGCUUUUCUCAGUACCCUUGGCAAAUACGCGGUUCCGCCGCAACUUGUCUCGGCCGCGCAAACGUAUCUCGAAGCACCUGCAGGAUCUCAUCGGAACAACGUCAUGAAUACGGAUGCUUUGGGUCUCGGGGCUGCCCUUGGGGUCGGAGUCGUUCCCAGUCCACCGAGUUUAUCCGAGCGAAAUUUGGCCUGUCUAAAAAGUGCCAUCACUGUCGCUCGCUUGCUUUCUGCAUCUCUGGGACCUGCGUGGCACGAUAUCCUCGAGGUCAUACAAAAUGCCAAUUUUCUUCUCACUGUCAGAAAACCUAACGUUCCUCGCAAACAACCUACCGGUACACCUCAAGUCGGAACUACCUCUCCUUCUCGCUCCCGAACGUCCGGUGAGGGUCAACGUCCGGAAGUGUUCGAGGAUCUAGAAGUCGACGUGAUACAGCUCGCCAUUAACGCCUUGUUCGACUCCACCAGGGAACUGGAUGAUGCUGCUCUGAGCAUUUUCUUAUCUGCUUUAUGCCAGCUCAGCUCAGAAAUGAUUGGUAUGGAUCCAAGUCACUUCACCGUUGUCAACCCAACCGAUGGCAAUGUUUCCCCAAGUGUGACUGAAGGUCCUCUAUCGCCUGGUCUCGCUGUCAGUACGGAAAUGCAUCGAAGACGUUCUAGCGGUAUCAACAUUUCACAUAGCAUCAAAUCUGGUGAUAGAUCUUUCAGCCUUCACAAGCUACGAACUGUUGGGAUGCUCAACCUUUCUCGACUGGUCAAAGGUGAUCCUGAAAUAGGUUGGACGAUGUACACUCAACAUCUUCUUGCUGUGGCUCGACAUUUGACGGCUCCUUCGACCAUCCGAACGCAAGCCAGUGAGGCACUGAACGAGUUUUUGCUUUCGGCCAUUCGUGUGGGACGCGAUUCUCGAGUUCAACAUCAAGUAUUCGACGUGCUUGUGAAACAAGUGGACGUCACUCCCAUAAGUAAUAGCAUAGCUACAGAUUACGAUGUUCGCUCCACCGGAUUUCAGACUUUGAACAAUAUAUUGGAAUCUUCAGGUCACUCUCUGCAAGUAGGUUGGGACACCAUCUUCAGUAUGCUCAAUAACGUCUGUCGGGAUUCAUCCUCUGGGUCCGGGUUUCUGCAUCGGAACGAUUCAUCUACCUCUGUCAAUACCACCUUUCGAGCCCCCACAUCUUCCACUCUGAGCAAAGGUGAUGCCGCUCUCGUCCGGAUCGCCUUUCCUUCCCUCAACCUUAUCUGUACCGACUUUUUAUCAUCUCUCAACCCCGAGGAUCUCCGACUCUGUAUCUCCUGUCUUGGCUGCUACGGGAGGCAAAGAGAUGAUGUCAACAUCACGCUUGCUGCUAUCGGUCUCUUAUGGGCUGUGUCGGACGCGGUGCAACAACGACAACUCAUCGAUUUAUGGUUGUACCUUCUUACAGAGCUUUUGGAACUAGGAAGAGAUCCUCGACUAGAAGUACGAAGUGGAGCCAUGCAGACUCUCUUCCGCUGCGUGGAACUCUAUGGCGCAUCCCUAUCGAGCGAGCUUUGGGCUGAGGUGUUGAACAAGGUCAUCCUUCCUUUGUUGGAAGGAGCACAAGGUGACGAUGCCCAUGUCCUAGCUCUUACCUCAGUGGGCGGUAUUUUACAAAGCUUCCUUUCUAGUCUACUACAACUGGACGACUUUGAGAGAGUGUACGAGAAACUACUUGGGCAAUUGCAAAGAGCUUUCAUUUCUCCACCAAGAACAUGCGCCACGGCGGCUCUCAGAGCGUUGGAACGAAUAUUACUUGGUUUUUCGUCGGUUCCUCCGCCCCCAACAUGUAUCGACAAGUCCUGGAAUAUUUAUUGCGACAUGUCGGCAAACAUCGCUCAAGGGGAACCAUAUACACAAGAGAAUCUCAUCGCUCUCACCCGAGUCGGUUCCUUGUUACAUAUGCAACUUCCUGAAUCCGACUCGACAUCUAGACAAUUGUCACAGAUUCUAAGAAGUCUUAUGACGUACUCUCGGUCCCCGGAUUAUCGACCGGACGUCGAUAGCAUGUCUCCUCUUCAAUCAGCCAUCACGGAACUUCUGACUUCUUCUCAUGGAUUCGCGCCAUCCAUCGUCUUGGAAGAUCUGGCAGAGUAUACGUCAUUGGCAUAUUCCGGUGAUGGACAAGGAGGAAAGUUGAGUUUUGUGGGAUUGAGCAAAUGGACCAUGCCUACUAUGGCUCGGAUCUUUCAGGCAUGUUCAAGUGAUGUUGAGGCUUACGAAGAUGGGACAGUGGAGAGUGUAUUAGGAGCAUACGCAAUACCGGUCAAACUGAAGUAUGACUGUCCUUCUCCUUGCAAAUUUGGUGAAGACCAACCAUUGUGGCGAACGGCUAUGACUGCGUUUUGUGCUGUGCUUGAGGAGCUCAUGACUCAUUUGCUCACCUUAAAUGUUCAGACUGAAAGAUAUAAAGGUAUUUGGAGUCAAAUCAUGGUCGUAUUUGGGGCUACUCUGUUAGGUGACAAUCCCAACGAUUUGCCCGAAGAAGACGAGCAUUUCGUCAUUAGCAUUCUCACCCACAUACACACCUCCAUCGCCGCUCAUCUGGGAGACGACCGUGUGCCAGAUCGAGUUCUACUACAAUAUUCCGAUGUUUUAGCCAAAGCCAGCAGAGUGUAUAGAUACGACACGACUUCUGAAGGUGGUACCACCGCACCCGCCGUAGCAGAGCCCAGCGAACAGAUGCGAUAUUGGGCAUUUGAUCGUUUGGUAGAAGCUGUGACUCGACCCUCUACGUCUACUUCAUCAAACGCACAGUCGGUCAAAGUCCAGUCGGAGGAAAAUGCAAAACGAGUGGCUCGGCUUUCCAUACCUGCCUUGGUUGGAAGAUUCAAAAGUUCUCUAAGACAAUUUCUUGAUGAUUCAAAGAUCAGAGGUCAAAUGCCAUUCCCCAGGGUACGAGAGGAUGAAUUGAUGUAUAUCCUUCGACAUCUCGUCACGUUGAGGAUAUGGGAAGAUACUAUCUCCUCGUCUUCUCAUGUAUCGGCAACAUUACAAACAGCUUAUUCCACUUCGUCUCGCGCCCAUUUGUUCCAUUUCUAUCCUUUACUCCUUGAACUCUGUUUCGUUAGAGUACCAUUACCUAGCAUGUGGAUAUUCCCACCUGAACAUGCUCGACUCAUGUCCCUUACUCCUGAAUCCUCCACCUCACGACGACCAUCACAUGAUCCGAAAGUAGAGCCUCAGGGUUUAGAAGAUGGUGGUGAAACUCGAUCUAGUCGAUCUCGUUCGGAGGUGAUGGAAGAGGAGAUAGAUGCUGGAAAUGGUGAGGAUCUAGUGGAGAUUAAUGCUAGAGAUAUCGCCAGACGUUGUCUUGAGCUCGUCGGAGAAGAGAUGGGUUUAGGGUGAUGAGGAUGGGAUAUGUCAAGUGGGGUUUGGUAUGAAGAGGGAAGGAAGGGAGAAGUAUUUGUGGAAGAAAGGGGAGAUAUAGAUAGAAAUUCUUAACAAAAGAUAAUAUACAAUCUUGGUACAAAUCAUUCUUUUUCAUCAUUGCAUGCAUUUUACGCUUUUACUUG
Tremella mesenterica DSM 1558 is the source of this 5421-nucleotide messenger RNA. RefSeq lists its product as uncharacterized. The transcript has 13 exons. The record is from RefSeq and is a predicted model, not a curated record. The coding region runs from base 245 to 5254 and encodes 1669 amino acids. Lineage: Eukaryota; Fungi; Basidiomycota; Tremellomycetes; Tremellales; Tremellaceae.